AACGCUUCAAUCAUGGAUCAAUAGCUGGCUAUGGCUUAGUUUUUAACAAUAACGGAGCGUGUACUGAUAUAAUUCCCUGUCUGAAAAUUCGAAGAUAAUAUUUUAUAUGGAGCCUAGAUAAAUAUACUCGACAACUUUAAUUGUUAAAAGGUGUUAUUAGUUUGGAACUAUUGAUUAAGAAAUUACUCUCGUGAUAACUUGCAAUCAUUUUUAUUGCGCAAUAUAUGUGAGUUAAUUCGGAGCAUCAUCAUCCGUGAGUGAAUGAUGACUACGGCGGGCAUCGACGAAAAGCUCGACGAGGUUCUGCGACUAUUUCUCUCGUCGAAUUACAAUGUCGCUUCACCUACGUACCUCGAUCUACUGUUGACCCAAAUUUCCGAAAAAAUUGAUGAACCUACUCCAUUGAAUUCCAAACACAUUGCUGUCUAUACGAAAUGGUUGGAAAAGGCAUCCGCUGUCUGGUCUGUGGAGAACAAGCCAUGCCAAUCCAUAGCAAUUUUUGCUGUGAAACUGAUUGGCGUUAUUGGCCGGGAUGAGAAACGUUUUCAAAAUCUCCGUCAUAAUAUCCUCAACAAGAUAUGCAGCGCCUUGGAUCUGCACAGAGAUGAUUUAGGAGCAUCUCUUAAAAUGGCUUAUACAAUAAUGGUGACUGAAUUUGUUAAUCAUCAAACAGGAAGGGCCUGGAUUAAAGAGACCGGGGUUUGGCGAGACAUAGUAAAAUUUGCUCUACACAAUCAUACGUUGUACGUGACGCGUGAAAGUCAGCAUUUCAUCAGCUCUUUGAUACUCCAUGAAUCUCAGAAUGAAAAAUUUUGUGCAGAGAUGAUACUUAACCUGGCAAAGCCGUUAAUGGAAACGACCAUGAAUGGUCAGACACAGCCUUCUUUGGAGGACUUAUACUUACAUCAAAAUAAAGAUUUGUGCAAUUCGUUGAGAUUAAUAACAAGCAUACUAGAGGACACGAUAUUCUCGUCGCUGGACAAUAUGAUACCUGAUAUGUUUGAGAAUCUUAUAAAUCUCGAAUCACGCACCAGAGCACUUUUUCAGGCUUGUAUAAGCACACAAUUCUUCCAACACAUUCAUAAAUUGUGGAUUUUGUUGAACAUUAGAAUACUCAAACAAGGAAUUAUCGCCAAUCCGGGGCUCAUGGAUCUCGAAAUAUUUGAGAAAUUUCAGCAGGGUUUGCGAUUCGCUCAAAUGUUACUCUUGUCAAAAAAUUAUCUCAUCGAGUGGGGCAAAACUCUUAAAAUGUCGCUUAUCUAUUGGACCAAGCUACAGGGUGUUCACGAAUUCAUACUGCCUCUGGAACACAAGUUUGAACAUCAAGUAAUUGCUCUGCUGAUAACCCCAUUGGGAGCGUGCAUCAAAUCGCACUAUACCAAGGACCAUGACUUCUUCGAGAUGUUCAUUGACAAACUUUAUGACGUCACCUGCCAUCCGGUACAGAGAAUGGUCUACAACAUCAGAACUAUCAUUGGAGGGAACGACAAUCUUCCACUCGAACAAAUAUGUAAGGCAACGAUAGACACUGUGAUGGAACUCCAAGACGUUAUGGACAGGGAUCUAGCAGUUAUAGCAUUUCAAAUGAUGUGUCACGUCUUGAAAAAUUACAUUCCUCGAAAUUGCUGCUUCUCGAACGAGCCUGAACAGCCGAUUUCUCAAGACCAACAAAUCAGGCCAAUGAGAAAAUCUAUUCUCGACGGUGAUCCUAUCGUUGAAGUUCCAGUUUUAUUGUCCGCUCUUCUCAACAGCAUUGCACUGCUAGCUGAAAAAUUCAAAUUUAAGUGGAAAGAGUGCGUCGAAACAACGUGCGUAUUGUUUCUCGCCGAACAAAUAUUACAGCAUCCUGGUCUACAACCAAAAAUUUGCGUUCAAGCACUGAAGCUCUGUAAACUUGCGAUUCAAGAUUUCAUGCCACCGAAUUUGGCUUUACUCAUCGAUUCUGACUGUCACACGAAUUCGGUGGGACCGACGUUGUACAAAAGACUCCACGAUCCCAAUUGGGAAGUUCGUGACAGCGUUUUUGAAACUCUGAACACAAUUGCUGUGAUAUCAGAGGAUAAAUUUCCGGCGUUUCAAAACUUUCUGUUGGUCAACCAGUUUCUCCAGCUCGCUACAGACAUCGCAGUGACCGAUGGCGAGAGUUACGUUAGAGCGUCCGCUCUGACGUUUAUAUCAACCACCGUCCGUAUAAACAAACUUUGGGACGAAAAAUUAUCACAGCUCAAUUUACCAGAAAUAGCCAUAAAUUUGCUCAAAGAAGAGAGCGAAGGCAUCGUUCGAAAAGAGGCAGUGACGCUAAUCAAAGAAUUGUACUUAAAUCGGAAAUGGCCAAAAGUCACAAUCAAAGCAAUGACCGAGGUGAUGGCUGAAGCGGCGGUUCUCGAUCUUCACUGGGAAGUUAAAGUGAAUGCUCUUGAAUAUUGGCGUCACGUCAUAAUAUCGCACUUGACCGAUCAGGGAAUGCUAGAUGGAUCGUUUCCAAAUAUGACGUUUUCGAAAGAACAUAGAAAAAUCGUGGCUCUAGAUGAAUCAGAGAUAAAGCGUCGUCUGAACAAAGCUCUCGAAGAAUUGGCAAAACAGAGUUGUCUCGGUGUUUUACUAGCGACGCUUGAGGACGAGAGUGAUUUUGAAGUUUCAAAAGCUUCAGCUGCAAUCAUUUUGAGGCUAAAGAAAUUUUUACUGAAAUACAAAAUAAACGAACCUCAAGCCCCUUAUCCAGCAGCCAAGGACAGCGCUACGUUGGACUCUGUGUAUGUGAAAGAAAGCGCGAAUUUUUCCGAAGCUGAAAGUAGCAAGAUACGAGAAGAUUCAUCGAGUGUCAUCGACGAGAUCGUCGAUGCUAAUGAUGCCAGUCUCUUGGUAUCGUUGUACAAAAACUCCAUGAAAAUGGAAGGGGAUGAUGCCGACAUGCACAAAGAAACACUCAAAUGUAUAUCCAGAAUUACUAAGGACGAGUUUUUACGUUCGAUUCUCACAAACGACAUUGAAGCCUACAUCGAGGAGAGGAAACGUUGGCUCAAAACUUAUACCUGCAGCUUUGAAUCUAUUCUUGAAGAUAUUAUUACUGCGCACGAAUCUACGAACGUUAAUUCAAUGGAUUGUUAUUAAGUUUUACAAUGUCAUAAUACUAAUACUAAUAAUAAUAAUAAUAAUAAUAAUAGUUGCA
Venturia canescens is the source of this 3169-nucleotide messenger RNA. RefSeq lists its product as uncharacterized. The transcript has 10 exons. The coding region runs from base 262 to 3111 and encodes 949 amino acids. Gene Ontology annotation, biological process: positive regulation of protein phosphorylation; DNA damage response; cell population proliferation. The record is from RefSeq and is a predicted model, not a curated record. Gene Ontology annotation, cellular component: nucleus. Gene Ontology annotation, molecular function: protein binding. Lineage: Eukaryota; Metazoa; Arthropoda; Insecta; Hymenoptera; Ichneumonidae.